GGAAAUACAAAAACUUCCGGUGAACUUCCUGGUUUUGUUUGCAUAGUGGCUAACUUUGCUAGCUAUGUCAUUUCCAACUAUUUAAAACGCUCUUUGUAUGUCCGUGAGUCAAACUGUGUUGGAAACGUUAAAACGCACUCUCUCGUCGACAAGACCUGCAAUGGCUUGCUCUUAGUCAUGCAAGUAACGUUAGUUGAAAUGUAGUAACUGUUAGCUAACGGCUAACUUGACAGCUAAAAUAGCUAGGAUAGGAAUAGGAUGUGCUGUUAGGAAGUUAGCCAGCCAACACUGAUUAUGUUUCUGCUUAUUCGUCUGUUAUGCUUCUACUUGUUUUAAAUAACUUCUGCGCUAUGGACACCGAGGGAAUAGAGAUCCGUAUAAAGACUCCCGUCGGGGAUAUGGACUCAUCCGUGGACUGCCCAUCACUUUUGAGCUUCAGUGACUUGUUGGUCGCUAUAAGGGAUGUCAUGCCCGAAACCACAAUCACUGCGUUUGAAUAUGAGGAUGAGGUGGGCGAUAGAAUCACUGUUAGGAGUGAUGAAGAACUCAAAGCCAUGCUGUCAUAUUACUGCAAUAAUGUGAAGGAGCAGCGGAUGAAUGGCCUACUGCCUGAGCCUCUCCAGAUAUUUCCUCGAGCCGGCAAGACUCCAGGGAUCCGGAACAUACAUGGCCUGAAGGUACCCAUCUCAAUAAUUGUUUCAGGAGAAAAGUUGGGGCGAAAUGGAUUGGUAACGCUGUGUUCCACUUAUUGAAAUGUCAAUUGAAGUCAAGGUUCUCUUUCUCACACACACGCACACACACACACACACACACACACCCCCCUCCCCUCUCUCUCUCCGCUUUGUAUUUAUAUAUGUAGAUGUCUGGCUGUAUUCCUUUCUUUCUUUUCUCCAUCUCUCUCUCUCUCUCUCCUCUCUCAUUCUCUCCUCUUUAACAUUCUCUCUGUCUCUCUCCUUAACAUUCUCUCUCUCUCUCUCUCUCUCUCUCUCUCUCUCUCUCUCU
Messenger RNA from Salvelinus fontinalis (brook trout), 1002 nucleotides. Its product is annotated as dual specificity mitogen-activated protein kinase kinase 5-like. Lineage: Eukaryota; Metazoa; Chordata; Actinopteri; Salmoniformes; Salmonidae. The record is from RefSeq and is a predicted model, not a curated record. Gene Ontology annotation, molecular function: protein binding. The transcript is spliced from 5 exons. The coding region runs from base 318 to 752 and encodes 144 amino acids.